AUGGAGCCCGAUCUUUUUGACACAGAAGAUUUUGAAUGCACUCCGGUGGCAAGUGAUAUUCCUUGCCCAGACCUCAAAGAAGAAGGCGGCGCAAAGCCAAGAGCUGUAAAAUACACAUUUCCAAGCUCCCAGCAAGCAACUCUAUUUACAGUCACUUCAGAAAGUUUGCAAUUACUAUAUAACUUCAGCAGUGCUGAAGUUUCAAUUGAUGCUCCUCAAAGUGCUAAAUUUAUGGACUUUUUCUCUGCCAAGCACUUAUCCUGCUCCCCUUUAAAUUAGAACAAAAUUUAUUCUUCAAUAGGAAAAUUUUAUAGAUAAAGUACUAAUUUUUUAAAUUUAGUUUUGACCUAAUUUAAUAGAAAAAAUUCAAGUAGUAUGCUACUUAAACAUUUUUCACAUUAAAUCGAUUAUUUUUUUAUUUAAUUAUUCAUAAAAAUAAAAUUAAAUUUAAAGUAUUGUGCUCAAUUUAUAUUUUUUUAAAAACAAAUUAAAGAUGAAAAUACUAAUUUUUAUAAUUAGUUUGACCUAAUUGAAUGAAAAAAAAGUGAAACAGUUUCCAAACUAAAUCGAAUAUUUUUUUAAUUAUUUCUUCAUAAAAAUAAAUAAACUCAAAGUAUUGCACUCAAUUUAUAUGUUUUUAAAGAUUUUAAAAAAUUAACCCCUUUUAGAAUUUUUUGAUCCAGUUUAAGGGGAAAAGUUAAGAGAAACAAUUUCCACCCGAAAUGUACAGUUAGCUCAAUUCGAAGAAUCUGAUGUAAAAAAGGCAAAACUUAAUGCAAACCCUUACAGUUUAGUCAAGGGUGAUGUGAAGUUCAGAAACUAUGGAGCUGUGUGGAUGAGCAAUAUUUCAAGUCUUUACCCAGAUUUAAUUCAGCAAAACUAUUUGAUCCCUACAUAUUACUUUGUGACAUUAGGAGAUCCAGGAGGAUAUGCUGAGUACAUUAGACAUAAUUUUCAACAAUCCUGCUUUGGGGAGAUUAAAGGCUAUGCGUUGUUUCCUAAAGCCAGUUUUUUGAUAGAAGACGUUGAUUCAAAAAGCUUUAGAAGUAAUGAAAUUGAUGCGAAAAAUAUCCUUGAGUUUUCAGACGAGCUGCUUAGCCAGAUGGGUGAGCCUUCUGCAAUGCUUAUUGUGAGCAAUAUAAAAUGCAAGGUGAGGGACCUUGAAUUAAACGAAAAAUAUAUGAAGAGUUAUAUUGCCUAUAACAUUCUUGCUACAUUAAAGCUUAUGGCAAGAGGAGGGAAUUUAGUUAUUCAAACAUCAAGCAUUUUCCAUCGCGGUUCUAUUGAGCUUGUUUUAUAUUUGGCAACUUUGUUUGAAAAAAUUUCAGUGAUUAAGCCAUUUUCAACAGUUCCUCAUGGAAAUACCAGAACUAUUGUUGCACUUGGGUAUAAAGGUAAUGGGGAUCUUCCUAAAAUUCAGGAGCUUUGCAUUACACUUGAAACUCUACUUAAGCAAGGGAAAGAUUUAGAAAAUAUUGCGGACUUUGAUUCUGUCAUGAAGAAUGCUGAAUUCCAAACUUAUAUUAAAAAGGAAAAUGAUAACAUUGCAAGGUACCAAAUUUUGUCAUUAACCAGAAUUUUAGAUUUCUUGAACCCAACUGAAAGCAAAAAGCCUUUAGAAAUAAACAAAAAAGAUAUUGCUGAUAGGUGCUUGAUUUCGUGAGGAUUAAAAGAAAUUCAGAAAGAAGAAGAAGAAGAAAACGAAUUUGUGGAUGUGCAAGUUCCAGCAAAAAGACCUCAUCAGCCAGCACAAAGGAUUGUCGAGCAUAAAGAAAUUGACUUUGAUCAAAUAAAAAGAAUGGUCCAUAUAAAGGAAAAGAAAACAAAUAAUGAAAAAUUGCAGAGCUUUGCUAGGAAAAAACCUGAAGAAAUAGCACCAGAGAGAUCAUUGAACUUAUCUGAACAUUUUAAUACAGAUCUUAAAAGAGAGUUCAAUGAUCCAAUGGAAUUACUUAGAAGAGGAAAGAAAACAAAGAAAAAGUAA
Messenger RNA from Blepharisma stoltei, 1984 nucleotides. The record is from the annotation of a GenBank genome assembly. Lineage: Eukaryota; Ciliophora; Heterotrichea; Heterotrichida; Blepharismidae.